GUAGAGAGCGUUACGUCGUCUGGCAAGCGAGUCGAAGUUUUUCGUGGGCAGCGCUCGUUAACCCGGCGCUUCGAACGUGUGAUCAGCAGUUCACCAGGCUCUCGAAGACAAGCUGCGAUGUUUUAAAAAAAAGAACGGUUCGAUUUGCAAGGAUCGUGUAGUGUACGACUAUCUGGUCUGGUGAGAGUCGCGGUGUUCGGACCGGUGUCUCAAAGAGAUCAGUGCGGGCGGUCGUACACGAGGAUGGCCGGCGACGACGGUGCACCACCGAACAAUGAGAUCCUUAGUACGGAUGGAGAGGGGCAGGGUGCGUCAGUGCGGGGGGAACCGCAUUCCAGAGUGGGCGGCAUCCUGGAAUGCGAUCCCCCCGGUAACAAGAAUUCGCCGAGCAAGCAAGUCUGUAACGACGACGACUGCGCCUACGGAAGCGGUGAAACUCUGAUUGCCGACGACUGUAACAGCAGCGGAGGCGUUGGAACCGUGAUUGCCGGCGAUAACGGCGCUUUGUGCCGAUAUGCUAUCGGUACUGCCAAUACCGCUAUGUCUUUCAUCGAAGUUUGUCAGAUUCGACUGCAACAUCUUUUCCCGCAAUUGGUUUCGUCUUCGCGGUACAGUCUUUGCGAAAAUUCCAUAGAGUUUACAGCAGAAUGUUUGGCUAAUGAUGUGAUACGGUAUCUACUAAAGGAAGAUAUUUAUCUUAUAUCUCGAGACCCAGUUUCCCGUAGCAUGAGGCACAAUGUGUAUCAGAUGCUGAACAAACACAGUAUUCUCUUCGCGAGUAUGGUAAAUCGUUUGAAUGUUGUACCGGAUACGGCAUACGAAGCAUUCAUGGGAGUCGCGGAUGAGCUGUUUUUACAUGGUGGAAUUACAUGGGCAAGAAUCGUUUGUCUAUAUGCAUUCAUGGGUAGACUCGCUCUUUGGGCCCGAGAUAGACGAAUGCACGCCUUAAAACAAAAAUUACCAUUAUAUGUCUCCAGAUUUAUUGGUGAAAAAGUUGCACAUUUCAUCAAAGGAUAUGGAGGAUGGGAGCAACUAUGUAUAGAGUACCCAGUGGCAGAAGAAAUAAGUGGAGCAAUCUGGAGAAGUCUUAUAAUGACAGGUGCUACACUUGGUUUGGUUGCAACGAUUUUAACAGUGACCUCCUAAUAUACCCUUAGAAAUUAAUUUAUACAGGGUAUGUUUGAUGUGAGACCUUCCAGCGUACUUAUGUUCUACCAAAAUACUUUUAAAAACAAUUUUUGGAAGCUUAGAUAAUGCUUUUAUAUUGGCACAGAAAGUGAAAUUGUGUGAUUUGAAAGGCAUCUUACAAUAAGUACAGGAUGUAAAUUAAGUUCUGACCUUGCAGACUGCACAAUUUUCAUAUCAAUGUCUCUCAGUUAAGAAUCAUCCUACUUUUUAUAUAACUCCAACAAAUAUGUAACAUGAGCGAAUGAUAAUGAUACAAGUUUCCUACUAUAUUCAUAUUUUGUAACAACUGCAGCUCAAUGGACUAGUUGAAU
This is a messenger RNA of Eufriesea mexicana, 1499 nucleotides long. RefSeq lists its product as uncharacterized. The coding region runs from base 244 to 1146 and encodes 300 amino acids. Gene Ontology annotation, biological process: release of cytochrome c from mitochondria; intrinsic apoptotic signaling pathway in response to DNA damage; regulation of apoptotic process. The transcript has 3 exons. Gene Ontology annotation, molecular function: BH domain binding. The record is from RefSeq and is a predicted model, not a curated record. NCBI's taxonomy places the organism in Eukaryota, Metazoa, Arthropoda, Insecta, Hymenoptera, Apidae. Gene Ontology annotation, cellular component: mitochondrial outer membrane.